AUGGAAGCAACUAUGGCGCCGCAGAUUUCAGGCGUGUCCCUCGGGAUGCUGAUUAUGGAUGAGAUCAGAAUGCCUAACAAGGCACCACUUCACAACGUCAUCGGCGGCUCAUCAACAUUUGUAACACUGGGCCUACGUCUCUUCGCCAGCGACCCAUCAUCAGUAGGUUGCCUGAUUCUCGCAGGCUCAGAUUUCCCUCCCUCAGUCGAAGACGAAGUGAGGGCGUGGGACACGACGCUCGUGCUGCAGAAAGACGCCACAAAGCGCUCAUCGCGUGGCCUACUGGUGUACGAAGACGACACCUUCGGCCCCAAAACCUUCGAGUACACAACGCCGCCAAUACGUGCCGCGCCGGGGCAUCUCAUCGACACGCCGCUGCUGGGUGCUAGGGCAUUCCACAUGUUCGGCCGCCCAGAAGAAGUCCUGGUCCAAGUCCCCGAACUCCUGCGUCUACGACACUCCCACGAUCCUUCCCUACCCCGUCCGCUCAUCGUCUGGGAACCACUCCCAUCAUCAUGCCAUCCCUCCGCCCUACCCACCUUCCUCUCAGCCAUGCCCCUAGUCGACGUCUUCUCGCCCAACCACCUCGAGCUCGCCGCGCUCUUCCAUCCAGACAGCGCAACAACCACACUGCAGCACCUCGCCAACCUAGGGGCCGCGUUCCUCGACGCCAGGAUCGGCCCAGACGGCAAUGGUACGCUCGUAGUUCGCGCAGGCGCUGACGUGUCGCGGCGCCUGAGUCUGCGCACAUCCAAGUCCACGUCCCGGCUUUCCACGCUCAGGGAUCCAAAGAAGUCGUCGAUCCCACGGGCGCGGGCAAUGCGUUUCUCGGCGGUUACAUGGCCGGGUGGCUGCGUGCGGGCGGUGUUGCCAUUGACACCUAUGACAAUGAUCCUAACACGCAUGCCAACGACUCCAACACACACAACAAUGCUGACGCUGAUGCGCGUACUCAGAAAACGCUGA
This is a messenger RNA of Ascochyta rabiei, 966 nucleotides long. RefSeq lists its product as uncharacterized. The transcript has a single exon. The record is from RefSeq and is a predicted model, not a curated record. NCBI's taxonomy places the organism in Eukaryota, Fungi, Ascomycota, Dothideomycetes, Pleosporales, Didymellaceae. Bases 1 to 966 code for a protein of 321 amino acids.